Molecule: messenger RNA, 1727 nt
Organism: Beta vulgaris subsp. vulgaris (sugar beet)
Lineage: Eukaryota; Viridiplantae; Streptophyta; Magnoliopsida; Caryophyllales; Amaranthaceae
Product: probable E3 ubiquitin-protein ligase RHB1A
Exons: 5
Coding region: 302-934 (210 amino acids)
Molecular function (GO): ubiquitin-protein transferase activity
Source: RefSeq, a predicted model, not a curated record
UACAACACAAUCGAAAGGUGUGAGUAAGCAAAGAAAGUUAAGAGAGAGAAAAUUAAAAAAACUUCAGAGGAGUCCACAUCUCUCCACUUCUUUUGAGAAUAUUUUUUUUAUUUAAUUCUUCCAUAAAUUAUUUUAAUAAAUUAUUCAUUCUCAAAUUCCUCAAAUUUUUUUUGUAGUUCAUCACUCUCAUUAACAAACUUCCUUUUUCUCUCUCAUCUUUCUUCACUCUUUUUCGUCUCUUCCCUCAGGACUGGGGAGGAUUUGUCAUGAAGACCUAAAUUUUGGAGAACGAGAACUGGCCAUGGGUGGUUGCUGUUGCUCUUCUAGAAAGUCGCAAUUACAAGGAACACCUGUGUAUUACUAUUGUCCCCCGUCAUUGGAAGAACAGGAAAACUUGAGAGCAUACCGUGGGACAGCCUCUGGGUUGUCAACAGGGCUCCUUGUUGGACUAAAUUUGGAUACAUCAAGCCCUGAUACUUUCAGACCCCCUCCUGCACCCAUUCCAUUCAAUGUUCUUUUUGGGCGCCCCCAAACUCCGAUUCAUACUCAUGGAAGCCAAGGACAAAAAUGUGAUACAGUUAAACACUCAAAACCUGCAGCCAUCGGAGAUGGUACUGAUUGCAUUGAUAAAUUGAUUUCUGGCAACCAUGUUGGAAAAUCAGAAGGAAAAACUCUUGCUGAUAUUUUGCUUGCCUCACCAACAAAGUCUGACGUAGAAAUCACAAAAUCAUCCGAGACUUAUGGAUUAGUCGCCGAUGAAGAGGAUGCCUGUCCUAUCUGUCUUGAAGAGUAUGAUGCAGAUAAUCCUAAAAUGGUUACCAGUUGUGAGCACGACUUUCACCUGUCAUGUCUCCUUGAAUGGAUGGAGAGAAGUGAUGCCUGCCCAGUUUGUGAUAAGGAAAUGAUAUUUGAUCAGCCUGAUGAUCAGAACUGAAAAAGUCCCUUAAUGAGCAGAGUUAAUUGCUUAUUCAUUCAGUACACCAAACAUGAGAGGGAGGAGUUACGUUUUCAGUGAGGUCUCAGUUUCUUAUUUGCUGACACAACUUGUGGCUUGUUAAGUGUCCAACAUGGGUCAUUACACGGAUAGUGGUUUUCCUGGAGUUUCUUGCACUGAUCUCUGAUUCUAUGUAUCAGUGAUUGGAAAUUUGACUGCUUCAUUCAAACAAAUAUGUACAAGCUGCGGAUACAGGUACAAGCUAGCUUUUGGAAACUGCAAAAGGCAUGCAACGGUUAGCACUCGCCUUCUGGUCUGUAUUAUUAUAGCAAAGUUCCAUUUUCAUGUACAGAUUUCUUUCCCUCUUCUUUUUCUUUCUUGUGGUGGUGUUGGUUCUCCCUCGUCCUCCCCGGCUCCCCCACCCCUACUCCUUUUGGCAGCCUAGUUUUCUUUUGCAAUUUUAUUUACACAUUUAAUUAGUGCGUCUGUCUACUCUUGCAUGAUAUACAAUCUUUUCUUUUUUGGAAAAAAAAUAUUCUUUAGUGAAAACAGUGUGGCUUAUCACUGAAUUCUGGUUAGUAUACAAACUAUCAACAGUGAGUUUAUUCCAUCUUCAUACUUGAACUAAUUUUCCGGGUUUAUUCCACCAUUAAUGUAAUUCUUGUUACAUAGAUAUCUAGUUAGUUUAAGGGGAAAAGUACUUGAUCAGCUGUCGAUAAACGAUUUAAUUAGCUUGUAACAGUCACAUUAUUUCCUAAAACCGAUAUGCUGACCAUCCCCAUCCAAUUUUUUA